AUGCAUGGUAUCGAAAUGUUCUGCACGGCCGCCUAUGUGGUAGCAGCAAUACUACCAGCACUUGUUCAUGGUGCUCCGGAAUGUGAUGGAGGUAGUAUGGAAAGUACGGACGUCAAUGACCAGAUUCUCAAGACUAUCAAUGAACGACGUUCAACUGUCAUCAAAGGAAAUCAGAAAAACGGAAUAGGAACAGAGACUUUGCCCGCUGGGAAAUACAUGAAUCAAAUCUACUGGAACUGUGAUCUGGAAAAAGAAGCCAUGGCCGGUUUGACCGCCGAUUGUGCCGACCCUGCAGCGGUGUCCGGCAAAAGUCAAAUAGUCACUUCAGACUACUAUGAUGAUGACGAGGACGUGCCUCCAUUAUCUGUGCCUGUGGGAACUUGGUUAGACCGUAUUAAUGACUAUGCUCUCAACGAAUAUAAAAAUGGUGCGGUGAAAUAUUCCGGAGAAAACGCUAUGACUGAUUUUUCAAAUAUGAUCAAUCCAAAAACUACUGACAUUGGAUGUGCUCUUGGAAAAUGUGCUAAUGAAGACAAAGAAACCAAGUACCAGUUCUACUGCCUAACAAAUCAGCCACCUGUAAGCGAUGGCGACACUAUCUACGAGGCGGGAAGCGGUGGUUGCGAGGGCUGUCCUGAGGGCACCAGUUGUGACGAGACCACUAAGCUGUGCGCCAGACCUGUAGCCGAGACGACAACUACAACGACGACAAGUACAACGACGACAACUAUGACGACGACAACAACUACAACGACGCCAUUGGCUAUUUUCCCAACAGGUGAAAAUACAAUGUGCCCAGAUCAUGAAGGAAUGAAUGAUACAUUAAGGAUGCACUAUCUGGACACGCACAAUUACCGCAGAAGUGAGCUAGCGAACGGCACAGUUGUAAAGAACAAUAACAAUACUCUUCCACAGGCUACAAAUAUGAUUAAAUUGGAACUGGAUUGCGAGCUGGAAGCCGGUGCAAUUGCGUAUGCUGGCACUUGCCCGUAUACUGUAUCGGAUCCAAGCACAAGGGAAGGGAUAGGGGAGCACUAUCAUCGUGUUGCCAUCAGCAGCACGGUCCCUACGUACAGAGAUGGAAUCAAAAAUGCUGUCACCAAUUGGUGGAAAGUUGUUCGUCUGUAUCCUGGCAUUGGGAUGCAAGCGAUGUUCAGAUCGAAUCAUGUUGGGACACCAAUCGAAACUUUCACGCAGAUGGGAUGGGCAAAGACAUCAAAGCUGGGUUGCUCCAUAGUAACCUGCAAGUCAGAUUAUGUGGUGAUCUGCCGCUACUAUCCUAAGGGAAAUAUUGUUGAGCAGAACGUUUAUAUCCCUGGAACACCCUGCUCACAAUGUAUGGGCACCUGUUACACCGAUUUGAAAUUGUGUUCCGCAUAAAUAUCACAUGAAACACUUUUCAUUUGAGUGUGGUGUUUUGAAUAGUAGCGCUGUGUAGCAUGCAACACUUUGCCAAUAGUCAAGUAUAAAUGCUUCUGAAUGCCUUGUCAUG
Cylicocyclus nassatus is the source of this 1492-nucleotide messenger RNA. Lineage: Eukaryota; Metazoa; Nematoda; Chromadorea; Rhabditida; Strongylidae. The record is from the annotation of a GenBank genome assembly.